GAUGGAUAAGCGCCUCCUGUUGCUCAUGCUGGGCCUUUCCUUGAUGUGGGGCUUCCUGCAAGCUCUACAAUGUUACAAGUGUCCUCUAAUCCUACACGAUGGAAGUUGCGAGUUUAAGAGAACCACCUGCCAUGCCGGUUUUGGCCAGAAGUGUAUUCUCUUCAAGCAUUUUGAAGGUGACAAGUUCCUGUUUGGAUUACAGGACUGUUGGUACUUGCGCAGGAACCUCAGCGUCCAUGAAGGUGCUUUUUAUACAUCUGUUUCAAGUUGCAAAAAGAAGAAUUUCUGUAACAAGUUUUAGAGGCUUGAGCUUUGAUCCUGAUCUCUUCUCAUGCAUAAGCACCAGAAGACUGGGCUGUCUUUCUCCUGCAUCGUCCAAGCUGUAAAACCUGCUCCUACCCAGCUAAAAAAAAAAAGCGUUGAAAUUUGAACAAC
Molecule: messenger RNA, 435 nt
Organism: Loxodonta africana (African savanna elephant)
Lineage: Eukaryota; Metazoa; Chordata; Mammalia; Proboscidea; Elephantidae
Product: prostate and testis expressed protein 14-like
Exons: 3
Coding region: 2-301 (99 amino acids)
Source: RefSeq, a predicted model, not a curated record